AUGAAAAGAACGUUUUUGCUGUAUUUCUACCUAUUUUGGCAUUUUCAAGUUUUAACUGAACGUGUUGAUCCUCUGGAAUCUUUGAUAAGAAAUGGAUGGUUGAUGUUGAGAGAUUACGGAGAGAAAAUGAUUUCAAAUAUUGCCAUUCCCAGAACUUCUGAUGUUCCUGAAGGGGUUUCAUCCAAUUUUCAGUUGGAUCCUGAUAAACAGAAAGCCUUGGAUACAAUUACACAGAUGAUGAACACAUGCCCAAGAGGGUAUCCGGUUCAAGAAAUCAAAGGAGUUUGGCACAUCACAAGAAUCAGCAAACGGAUGCUUCACACUGUCUUUGUGGAUAUUCAUGAGGCAAUUGAAAAACUGUCAACUGGCGGAUCAGUUAGUUCCAGAAAAUCGUUGUUUUCUUUGUUCAAAAGUCAUCCGAUAAUGAGGUGUUUUCAAGUUACAAGUAAGUUUAGAAACAAAUUAGGGACUAUUUUUGACUCCUACUCGACGACUCCACUUCUUCUCCAUUCGAAUUCUCCUACCGCUCAACUGACGACCAACGAAAAUCAAUAA
Molecule: messenger RNA, 555 nt
Organism: Caenorhabditis briggsae
Lineage: Eukaryota; Metazoa; Nematoda; Chromadorea; Rhabditida; Rhabditidae
Exons: 3
Coding region: 1-555 (184 amino acids)
Source: RefSeq, a predicted model, not a curated record